AUGGGUUGCACAGUGUUGUUCUCUGGAGACUUUCGUCAGAUCUUGCCUGUGGUUACAAGAGGGACAAGAGCUGAUGAAGUCAACGCGUCUUUGAAAAGAUCCUACUUAUGGCCUUAUAUAAAAAUAUUAGAACUUAAAACUAAUAUGAGAGUGCUAUGUACAGAUCRAGAYAAUAUWAAUUUUGUCAAAGAUUUACUUUUAAUAGGCAAAGGCGAAUUUCAAGUAACGAAUGAUAAAAUAAAUAUUAAAAGUUUCUGUAAUUCAGUACCCACUAUAACAAAAUUGAUUCAAAACGUGUACCUGAACAUUCAAAAUAUAUCUUCUAAAUCAUUGAAAUGGUUUCAAGAAAGGGCUAUUUUGUUACCAACAAAUGAGCAAGUCGACAAAUUAAAUAAUUUGAUUCUAUCUAGGUUUGACGCUCAAUCAMAAAUGUACUAUUCAGUUGAUACAGUUUUAGAAAAAGAGGAUGCAGUCUAUUWCCUARCUGAAUUUCUUAAUUCUUUAACGCCUUCUGGAGUCCCACCUCAUACACUGAUUUUAAAAAUCCUAUUAUUUUAA
Messenger RNA from Diuraphis noxia (Russian wheat aphid), 558 nucleotides. RefSeq lists its product as uncharacterized. Gene Ontology annotation, molecular function: DNA helicase activity. NCBI's taxonomy places the organism in Eukaryota, Metazoa, Arthropoda, Insecta, Hemiptera, Aphididae. The record is from RefSeq and is a predicted model, not a curated record. Gene Ontology annotation, biological process: DNA repair; telomere maintenance.